Fusarium musae is the source of this 1698-nucleotide messenger RNA. RefSeq lists its product as uncharacterized. Lineage: Eukaryota; Fungi; Ascomycota; Sordariomycetes; Hypocreales; Nectriaceae. The transcript is spliced from 2 exons. The record is from RefSeq and is a predicted model, not a curated record. Bases 1 to 1698 code for a protein of 565 amino acids.
AUGCGUCUUGAUCUCACUCUUCUAGUGGGCCUCGCUGGGCCAUUAGCAGCAGUUCCCAUCCUGGACAGCUAUGUCAGCUUCCGGACCGUCCCUUCUGGAGCAGCAGCCUCUACUACCGGCACCGAUGCUGCGUGCCCCUGUGACAACGAGGCACCUGCUACCUCGACAGCCUCAGCUGGGUUGGUCACCUCAGGAUUAACAUCAGCACCACCAGCUGUAGUCACUGCGACUUCUACUCUCACCACUUCUGUUGCACCCUCUUCUGGUGAAGUCGGAAGUGGCAGCACCACUGUUUCAGCGUCUUCUUCGACUGUCAACCUACGCGCAACGACAACAACCACAACCGUUACGAUGACCAGACCAGCUUCAAGCGCUGCAGCCGACCCUGCCUUCACCACCAAAGGCUCUCAUCACCACCAGGCCCAUAAUUCGGAUGGUGAAGCACACAGGUCCGACCAUGGUUGGAACUCUCCCAAUCGUGACUUUGGCUCCGCUAAAGAGUCCAAGCUGCUCCGUCGCCACAAAGACGAGAAGGAUAAGGACUUGCUUCUGAAGGAGAAAGAAAUGGAAGUGCAGUACCUCGAGAAGAAAAGUGAGAGAUUGUGGAAAGCGGCACAUGGUUGGGGAAAGCUACUUGUGCAAUAUGCCGCAAUUUUCAAAAAUACAUGUGACAAGGCGAAUCCCCAAGAAAUAACGAAGACGGGCAAGUCGGUAAAAAAGAUCAUCGAGGAGAAGCGGCUUGUUCUAAACCAGAUCAAGUCGGUGAGCGAUCGAGCUCAUCGUUAUGCACGCAUACAGGAAAAAUGGUUGCUUGACGCCAAGAAGGAGCUUGAGAUUGCCCAGUGGGAAAAGGCAGCGAGAGAGGUACAGGGCAUGAGCCAUGAAGAAAUUCUUCGCAAAGAGGAUUUUGGGAAGCAUGCUUCAAGCCACAACCCUAAGAAGCGCUCAGAAGCCAAAGAUGCCGGGGAGCAUAACAAGCAGAAGCAGGAGAAGAAGAAUGAGAAGGAGAAGGAGAAUGAGAAGGAGAAGGAGGGCAAAGCCGCCAAACACAAGGACGAAAAGUCUUACGGCAAGGAAGACAAAAAGACCGAUGCUACCAAAGAAGAGGCUACUGAGAAAUUCUCACUUGAGCAGUAUGAAGACACUCUCUAUGGAAAUGUUGGAGACCAGAUCAAGGAGAAGCUAGGGAAUGAUAAGAGCAAAGAUCAUCACUCUGUCAUUGAGAAGGGAGAGAAGCCCGCUUUCGUGAUCACCAAGGAGUACAAGGUCUACAAGUGCAACGGCGAAAAUGGCUGCAAGGAGGACUUUGGGUCACUAGAGGUACAGGCCAAGGACGCGAAGAAGGAGAAGGAGGCGGAGAAGGAGAAAGGCCAAGGGGAGGACUGGUAUGAUCUAGAAGGCGAUCCUCCAAUGCUUGCUGAUGGGGACGAGGCUGAGCAGCUGAAGCGUCUCCAACAGCUCUACAUGCAAUGGCGUGGCAUGCUUGUCGAGGCUAUUCGCAAGGACCUCGACCCGAUCCUCAAGAACGAGGAGUUCCCGGAGGAUACCAAGAUGGCAGCGAAGCAUAUGAAAGGGAAUGAAAAGGAUCAGCGCAAGCGACUGUCCGAUAUCUACAUGAGCUAUCACUACAUGCUUCUUGAAAAGUACAGGAAGCUGCUCGACCCUAUUCUUCACGCCGACCACCAAAAGACCAACUGA